AUGGAAAGGGACACCAAUGUUCCAUUUGCAAUAAAAGGAAUUCGCAAAAUUUUAAGGAACAAAAUAAAACGUUGUAAUCCUGAGUCAAAUAACGAACUAAUCAACCAUGCAAUUUCGAUUAAAAAUAUUAGCAACAACCAAAGGAAUAAUGACAAACUAUACUCGGAACAAAUAACAGAAGACUUUCUCAUACAAGAAGUACGUCACAUAAAAGAGGAAGUAAUUGAUGUCAACGAAUCAUCUAACCACGAGAUGUCGGAAUAUUCAGAUUAUGAUAAUAUCAUGUACGUCGAUGAUAAAUCGGCAAAUGAAUUUUUUUUUACCGAGUCCAUAAACGUGGAUGCUCCAUGUGAGGACAAAACUAAAUCCCACAAUGAAGCAGAACAAUUGCACGAUUUAAUUGUCUUCACGUGCACAAAAUGCCGAAAAACAACGAAUAACCCGGAAUAUUUCGUAAAAAAGACCGACUUGCAGUGUUCCGAUUGUCAGGCAACGAUGAAAUUCCAAUGUCCUCGUUGCAAACUUAUGUUCAGAAACUUCGACAACGCCGUCAGGCACGCGAAGCAAAGCUGCCCGAUCGGCGAGUCCACGAGUUUAUCUCCAAUGUUACUGAUCGAAACGAAAGACAACGUACAUAAGUGUUCAGCCUGUGGCUACAGGAGUGCGAGCACAUUAGAUUUCCGUCGCCACAUCCGGUUCGCGCAUCCGAACGACGACUCGGCGUACGCGUGCAGUCGCUGCUCGAGAAACUACAAAUCACGCGACAGUAUGAUGAAGCACCUGCGACUCUGCGGACGAGAACCACACAUCGUGUGCGUGUUUUGCGGCUACAAAACUAAGCGUCGCGAACAUCUUCGUGUGCACAUGCGACACAAACACCCUGAUCCAGAAUCCUGCCAUGGGGGUGGAUACGAUUGUCCGAACUGCAACAAGAAAUACAAAUAUUUGAUGCCCUUGAAAUCGCAUUUGAAGAUUUGCGGAAUGAAGAAAGCUGAGAUUGAUAAUCUUGCCAAGAGUACACAAGGGAAAGAGGCUGAAGAGACAACGAACACCACGAAAGAAACGGAGUAGAUUUUUUUUCAAAUCGUGCAUUUAAAAGUUACUUAGACUGAAACUAGACUUGUUAAACGAAAUAAUAGAAGAAUUUUAGCCUCAAAAAGAUUCUAGAGGGAAAAAUUUAUUAUGGCCUAACUUUCAUUUGGAAUUGAUUUUUCUGAAUAAUUAUUGUGAAAAAUAUAAAUAAACAUUUUUGCGACAAAAAAAAACAUUAGUUUAAUUCGCUUGAUUUUUUCAUACUAUUUUAUUGAUUAUACUUUCAUUAAUAUAAUUUAAUAUAGUUUAGAA
Messenger RNA from Phymastichus coffea, 1344 nucleotides. RefSeq names its product zinc finger and BTB domain-containing protein 41-like. The transcript has 7 exons. The record is from RefSeq and is a predicted model, not a curated record. Lineage: Eukaryota; Metazoa; Arthropoda; Insecta; Hymenoptera; Eulophidae. Bases 1 to 1071 code for a protein of 356 amino acids.